AGCCCCGACCAGAGAGUCAUCUACAGGGUGCUGGAGUGCCAGCCCCUCUUUGACUCCAGUGACAUGACCAUCACUGAGUGGGUUCAGAUCGCCCAGACCAUCGAGAGACACUACGGGCAGUACGACGGGUUUGUGGUCAUCCAUGGCACUGACACCAUGGCCUUUGCGGCCUCCGUGCUCUCCUUUGUGCUGGAGAACCUGCAGAAACCCGUCAUCCUCACUGGCGCCCAGGUGCCCAUCCAUGCCCUGUGGAAUGAUGGCCGGGAGAACCUGCUGGGGGCCCUGCUCAUGGCUGGCCAGUAUGUGAUCCCUGAGGUCUGCCUGUUCUUCCAGAAUCAGCUGUUUCGGGGCAAUCGGGUCACCAAGGUGGACUCGCGCAGGUUCGCGGCCUUCUGCUCCCCGAACCUGCCCCCUCUGGCAGUCGUGGGCACCGACGUCACAAUCAACCAGGAGCUGGUGCGGAAGGCCCGGGGGAAGGCCCCGCUGGUGGUGCACAGCUGCAUGGAACGGGACGUGGGCCUGCUGCGCCUCUACCCCGGGAUCCCCGCGGCCCUGGUCCGGGCCUUCCUGCAGCCCCCCCUGAAGGGCUUGGUCAUGGAGACGUUUGGCUCAGGGAACGGGCCCACCAAGCCGGACCUGCUGCGGGAGCUGCAGGCCGCGGCUGAGCGAGGCCUCAUCAUCGUCAACUGCACUCACUGUCUGCAGGGCGCAGUGACCUCCGACUAUGCAGCUGGCAUGGCCAUGGCAGGAGCUGGCAUCGUCUCCGGCUCCGACAUGACGUCGGAGGCCGCCCUGGCCAAGCUGUCCUAUGUGCUGGGCCAGCCCGGGCUGAGCCUGGACUGCAGGAAGGAGCUGCUGGCCAGAGACCUUCGUGGGGAGAUGACGCUGCCUGCGGGGGCCAAGGGCCAGCCCUCACUGAGUCGCAGCACGCUGGGCCGGGGGGUUGCCCAGCUCCUCACUCUGAGCCAGGAGGCCGAUGCUGUCCGGGACGCUGUGGCGCCUAGCCUGGCCUGUGCUGCGGCCCACGCUGGCAACCUGGAGGUGUUGCAGGCACUUGUGGAGCUGGGCAGUGACCUGAGCCUAGAGAACUUUAACGGUCAAACUCCUCUGCACGCGGCCGCCCGGGGAGGCCAGGCGGGGGCGGUCACCAUGCUGCUGCAGAGAGGGGUGGAUGUGGACUCCCGAGAUGAGGACGGACUCAGCCCGUUGCUGCUGGCCGUGAAGGGCAGGCAUCGGGGUGUCAUUGAGCUGCUGCGGGCAGCUGGGGCCUGCCUGUCCCCUGGGGAGCUGGAGGACGUGGGGACAGAGCUGUGCAGGCCACUCUGUGACACACCCUCUCACAGCACUGGAGACCCCCAGCCACGGCCAAGAGGUUCCUUGAACCUGGAAGGGACCUCAGAUCCCUCUACUGCAUGUCCUGCCCACCCUGCCCCACCCCACGGGGCCAGCUCCCCACAAGGGGACCCCCUGGGCCCGGCGCUCCCCCCUGCCUCCCAGGGUAGGUGGGCCCAGUCCCCAGCUCACACCCCCUUCCCCCACUCCCAUCAUCUGGCCAUCCAGAAGUCUCUCCAGUCUGGCUGGAAUCGCUCAGGUCCUCGGGUUCCUCCCUGGGAAAAGCUGGCCCCACUGGUGAGGUGCCUGGGCUUGCCUGUCUGCCCUUCCCCCAGCCACUACCUGUACUGCAGGAGGGAGGUCUCUGGAGACCUUGCAUUUUCAGGAAGUGCUGCCUGGUGUCUACCCUGAAGCUGUCCUGCUGAAGCAGCCUAAGCCAUUCCUUCCUGUUGUGGUGUGCUGGAGGGACAGCAGCACCCCGCCCCUGACUCUGACUGCAGUGUGCCCCACUGCCGGGACUGCUUCCCAUUCUGUUUCUGAGACAGCCUGAAGGUUUUGUUGGGCAGAAUGGCAAUAAAAUCUCUCUGGGGACUCCCCCCUAGGUCCCCAAGCCCAGCUCCAGUGGGUCCUUCUGGGUCCCAGGACUGUGGGUAUGUGUGUGGGGAAUUGCACCCAGGCUCUGGGUCAAAGGGCACCCUGGGGGUGAAGGA
Molecule: messenger RNA, 2042 nt
Organism: Ailuropoda melanoleuca (giant panda)
Lineage: Eukaryota; Metazoa; Chordata; Mammalia; Carnivora; Ursidae
Product: 60 kDa lysophospholipase
Exons: 12
Molecular function (GO): protein binding; asparaginase activity
Source: RefSeq, a predicted model, not a curated record